Molecule: messenger RNA, 1671 nt
Organism: Myotis daubentonii (Daubenton's bat)
Lineage: Eukaryota; Metazoa; Chordata; Mammalia; Chiroptera; Vespertilionidae
Gene: SERPINA5
Product: serpin family A member 5
Molecular function (GO): serine-type endopeptidase inhibitor activity
Source: RefSeq, a predicted model, not a curated record
GGGCCACAGCCCCACUUGGUCAGUGGCAAGUACUGGCUCCACUCCAGCCAGAGCCAGGCUGUCACCUCCACUGCUGCACCCUUGCCCGGCACAGGAACCAGAGGCGCCGCCAUGCAGCUCCGCCUGCUCCUCUGCCUGGUGCUCUUCAGCCCGCAGGGCUCCGGUCUCCACCACCAGCACUCCUGGCGGACCAAGAAGAGGGUCAGGGAGCUGCCACCCACUGCCACAGCCACGGCCACGGCCACCACCACGGCCACGGCCACCCCCACCACAGCCACCCCCACCACGGCCACCCCUGCUCACAGGAACUUCACCUUCGACCUCUUCAGGGCUUUGGUGGCCGCCAACCCCAACCAGAACAUCUUCUUCUCUCCCCUGAGCAUCUCCAUGCCGCUGGCCAUGAUCUCCCUGGGGGCGCGGGGCAGCACGAAGGCGCAGAUCCUGGAGGGGCUGGGCCUCAGCGCCCAGGGGGUUCCCGAGGAGGACGAACUCCACCAGGGCUUCCACCGGCUGCUGCGGGAGCUGCGCCGGCCCCGGGAGGACCUGCAGCUGAGCCUGGGCAACACGCUGUUCGUCAGGCCCGCGGUGCCCGUCCGGGACGCCUUCCUGGGCGCCAUGAGGACGCUGUACCUGGCAGACGCUGUCCCCACCAACUUCGAGGACCCUGAGGCGGCCCAAAAGCAGAUCAACGAUUACGUGGCAAAGGAAACGAAAGGCAAGAUCGUGGACCUGGUGAAGGACUUGGACAGCUCCGAGGUCAUGGUCAUGGUGAGCUACAUCUUCUUUAAAGCCAAGUGGGAGACUCGCUUUGACCCCCAAAGCACCAGCAAGCAGGACUUCCACGUGACCGCGGAGACAGUGGUGCAGGUGCCCAUGAUGAAGCGCGAGGACGAGUAUGACUACCUCCUGGACCGGAGGCUCUACUGCAGGGUGGUGGGGCUCCGCUACCAGGGCAAUGCCACGGCCCUCUUCAUUCUCCCCAGCGAGGGCAGGAUGCAGAAGGCGGAGGCCGGCCUGGACCAGGAGACCCUGACCAAGUGGCUCAAGAAGUUCACAAAGAGGAAGCUCCAGCUUUACCUUCCCAAGUUCUCCAUCGAGGGCUCCUACCAGCUGGAGAAGAUCCUCCCCACGCUGGGCAUCCGGGACCUCUUCACCUCCCACGCCGACCUAGGAGGGUUCACCAACCACUCCAACAUCCAGGUGUCUGAGAUGGUGCACAAAGCUGUGGUGGAGGUGGACGAGUCGGGGACCCAAGCGGCCGCAGCCACGGGCAUGGUGUUGGGGUUCCGGUCGGCCCGAAUGGGCUCUCAGCUGGUGGUGUUCAACAGGCCGUUCCUAAUGGCGAUCGUGAACCCUGACGGCGUCCUCUUCCUGGGCAAGGUGGCCCGGCCCGCGGGGGGGCACUUCUCCUGAGCCGCGGUCUCCCCAGUGGAGAUGCGGGCGCUCUGCAGCCAUCCGUCUGCGGAGACCUAGUGAGACGCGCAGGCUUAGUGACGAGUGAGACUUUAGCGAGUAACAGUAGCAGCACCGACCACCAGGAUGGCUUCCUCCCACACCAGGCGAGGCCAGGCACCUGGGAGAGGCCGGAGGACACAUGGUCACGCCCUCACCGCUCACCAGUGGCAAUUUGCACUGAGGCCCCGAGAGCUGGAUCGUCUUGUCCAAGCCCAG